Molecule: messenger RNA, 1590 nt
Organism: Kazachstania africana CBS 2517
Lineage: Eukaryota; Fungi; Ascomycota; Saccharomycetes; Saccharomycetales; Saccharomycetaceae
Gene: NDE1
Product: NADH-ubiquinone reductase (H(+)-translocating) NDE1
Exons: 1
Coding region: 1-1590 (529 amino acids)
Molecular function (GO): NADH dehydrogenase activity
Source: RefSeq, a predicted model, not a curated record
AUGUUCAAUUUAACAUUUCGUAGAUAUCUUAUUACAAAUAAGGCACCUCUAUUGAAUGCAAAUCGAAGAUUGUCAGCCCCUAGGUCAUCGAUCCCCGGACUGUCUUCGAGAUGGUUAUCAACCGGUAUGACGCAAACUGCAAGAGAGCCUUUCUAUAGAAGAACUACUAAGUCCAUAUUCAGAUUCACUCUUCUUUCAACAUUAGCUAUAGGUAGCUACUUAACCUACGAAAUUUAUAGAGAGUCGAACCCGAGAAAACAAGCGCCACAAUCAUUGAACUUGGCAAACGGCCAAAAACGUAAGACUUUAAUCAUUUUGGGAUCAGGUUGGGGAUCUGUAUCAUUGUUGAAAAAUUUAGAUACGUCUCUAUAUAAUGUCAUCCUGAUCUCCCCAAGAAAUUACUUCCUAUUCACGCCAUUGUUACCUUCCACUCCAGUAGGUACCAUUGAAUUGAAAUCUAUCAUCGAACCGGUUAGAACAAUGAUCAAAAGAUGUAAAGGUGAGGUCAAAUAUUUUGAAAAUUCUGUACAAGAUAUUGAUCCAAUCUCUAAAAAUAUAACUUUAAAUGAUGGGAAAAUAAUAGAUUAUGAUUAUUUAGUCGUCGGUGUCGGUUCAAAACCAACUACUUUCAAUAUCCCAGGUGUCAUUGAAAACUCUUCCUUUUUGAAAGAAAUUUCUGAUGCAAAAGAAAUUAAAUCAAAGAUUUUUAAAAAUAUUGAAUUGGCAAGUGCUCUAGAGAAUGGUGAUCCAUUGAGGAAAAAAUUGUUAAGCUUUGUAGUAGUAGGCGGUGGCCCUACUGGUGUGGAAUUUGCCGCGGAGCUGAGUGACUAUAUUCAGCAGGAUAUCAACAAAUGGCAGCCAGAAUUACAAAAUGACAUCUCGAUUACUUUAGUAGAAGCUGCUCCAAAUAUUUUGCCCAGCUUCAAUAAAGAAUUAAUUCAAUAUGCUGAAGAAUUGUUAAGCAGUAAGGGCAAAAUUCAGCUGAAGUUAAAUACUAUAGUUAAGGAAGUCGACUCAAAUUAUUUGAAAGGUUUAAUCAAAGAGCAGAAUAGUGAUCAUAUGGAGCACAUUCCAUAUGGGGUGCUAGUUUGGGCAACGGGGAACGCCCCAAGAGAUAUUUGUCAAUCAUUGAUGUCCAAAUUGAAACAACAGGAUUCUAGGCGUGGUCUCUUAAUAAAUGAUAAAUUGCAAUUAUUAGGAGCAGAAGAUUCAAUAUUUGCCAUAGGUGAUUGUACAUUCCAUCCAGGUCUUUUCCCAACUGCACAAGUAGCAUCGCAGGAAGGUAAAUAUUUAGCAAAUAUUUUCAAGAGACUGCAUAAGAUCGAAAGAUUAGCAUUUGAAAAGAAAAUCAGAAAAAUUGAAAUUCCAGAUUUCAAAUACAAAUAUAAAGGUGCUUUAGCUUAUAUCGGUCAGGAUAAAGCGAUUGCGGAUGUUGUGACCUUUGGUAAGACUUAUCCUUCUGCGGGUUCAUUGACUUUCUAUUUUUGGAAAUCCGCAUACUUGACAAUGCUAUCGUCAUUUAGAAACAAGAUAUUGGUGGCAUUAGAUUGGACAAAAGUGUCAAUGUUUGGUAGAAACUCAUCAGAGUAA